Molecule: messenger RNA, 837 nt
Organism: Lytechinus variegatus (green sea urchin)
Lineage: Eukaryota; Metazoa; Echinodermata; Echinoidea; Temnopleuroida; Toxopneustidae
Product: neurogenic locus Notch protein-like
Exons: 6
Coding region: 1-837 (278 amino acids)
Biological process (GO): Notch signaling pathway
Molecular function (GO): calcium ion binding; Notch binding
Source: RefSeq, a predicted model, not a curated record
AUGUUGGGGAGUCCGAGAAGGGCUAAGAAAGUGGAUAUAGACGUUUAUGGUGCCGGAACAUGUGCCGAUAUUCCUCAGGAUGUCUGUCAUUAUGGAGUUUCUGAGUAUACCGGUGAAUGGGUGAAAUAUGUUCCCAAGUACCUAACACGUGAUCACCCCGAGUACGACGUCAGAACACCACCGGAAGCACGUGACAAGGUUAACUUGUACUGCGCCCAUCCAGCUUGUUACUCCAAUCCAUGUCUUCAUGGAGGAAGCUGCAUGGAAGAACUUGACGGGUUCAGUUGCUCCUGUCCUGGGAUCUAUUCCGGAAUUCAGUGUGAACAACAUGCAUGUGACUCCAAUCCCUGUCUUCAUGGAGGGACAUGUGUGGAGAAGAUUGAUGGGUAUAAUUGUUCCUGUCAUGGAGGCUAUGUGGGAAUUCACUGUGAGAAGCCUGUUUGUCCAGACGGAUGGGUGUAUGGAGGAACGAAGUGUUUUCUGGAACUGGCUGGCCGACGAUUCAACUGGACUAGUGCGCGUGACUAUUGUAACGGUCUGGACGAGGUUGUACUCGGAAACGGAAACAGAGUUGGACCAUCUCUACUUCUCAUAGAGAGCGAGGAAGAGUAUGAUCUUCUCAAUCUCGGCAUAUCCUACUUUUGGCAUGUUUGGUACUACUAUCAGUGGCCAUGCUGGUUGAACUGCCAGGUUGUUGACAGGAAUAUAUCUUGCUUCACAGACAGAGCGGGAAACACAAGUGACUACCGAAAUUGGCUUUAUUAUUACGACUCAAGCUCAUACGAGAGUACUGACUGCGUGGCUAUGGACAUUUGGAGUGGCUCUUGGGACACAUAA